AUGGCAGUUGUCGAACUCGUCACGGGCGCCAUCGAGUCGGCACGUCGCCAAGCAGACCGCGUCGUCCCUCCAGAUGAUCGCCGGAGAAUAUACCACUCUCUCCAAUCCUUUGCCAGCCGACGGCCCCUCCUCUUUUCCUUCAUAGUCGCCCAGGCUUUCUUCGCCCUCCUACCGUCCCUGUUCUUCACCUCCUUCGUUCUGGGCACGCUCUCCGUCGCCUUCAUCUCCGCCCUCCUCUUCUCCCUCUUCUGGAUCGGCCUCGCAGCCCUCGUCCUCGCCUCCACCCUCAGCCUCACCUUCGGCCUCGCCCUCCUGGCCUGGGUCUGGCUGGUCGGCGCCUACACGGCCGCCAGCUUCGUCUACGCCCUCGUCGCAGGCCGAGACGCCUCUCCCAAGCCCGCAGACGAUUUGAUGUUACGCGAGAAAUGGGCCAAGAUCGUCAAGAGGGAGCCAGAGACUAACGGAGAUGGUCCUGAAGGGUUGGUGGAGGAGGCGGUGUCUCCGAGUGCGGCAGAGGUCAAGAGCGAGAAUGGUGGUUCGUCGUGA
Molecule: messenger RNA, 546 nt
Organism: Cryphonectria parasitica EP155
Lineage: Eukaryota; Fungi; Ascomycota; Sordariomycetes; Diaporthales; Cryphonectriaceae
Exons: 2
Coding region: 1-546 (181 amino acids)
Source: RefSeq, a predicted model, not a curated record